GAGCCUGCAUCCUGCUUCACCCAACACUGUUCUGUUAGUUCCCCUCCGAGCAUUCCCAGGGAUGCUGCAGCUCCGGUCCCACACGCUGUUACACACGGCAGCAGCGCAUCCGGGCAGCACCCAGGAAUCCCGCAGGAGAAGAGCAGCUCAGCCCCAGCUCUUAUCCCGCUAACCAGAGCCCCCGCUCAGCAUCAGAAGAUGCCUUCGACCACACAGAGGGGUACGAGCCGCCUGUGCUGCCUCCCCAGCAGCGUUUGACCGGGCCUCCCCGAGCCGCUCUGAUCCGCGGCCAGGCCUGAACACACCGCACAGGAGAUUCCCAGUGAAGAGAUCAUUCGAAGAGCGCAGAGAUGCCUUGGCCGAGCAGGAAGAGAGACAAAGCAGCAGGAGCAGAUAAAAAAGAGCCUGAUGCUAAAAUUGCCAAAACUGAGGAGGAGGCUCCAGAUAAGGAGGAAGAAGAGAAGUCUGCAAAACCUCCAGCUGGGAGUUCCAAGUCAGGGUGGAAGAACUGGAAGAAGACAAAAGAGUCUGACUCUGGUGGGGAGGAAAGCAAGAUCACGUACUGUCACUGGCUGCUGAAAUCAGAACCAGAGAGCAGGCUGGAGAAGGGAGUGGAUGUGAAAUUCAGCAUUGAUGACUUGAAAGCUCAGCCUAACCAGACCACCUUUUGGGAUGGAGUAAGAAACUACCAGGCAAGGAACUUCCUGAGAGCCAUGAAGCUUGGGCAGCAGGCCUUCUUCUACCACAGUAACUGUAAAGAGCCUGGCAUUGUUGGCAUUGUCAAGAUCGUAAAGGAGGCUUACCCUGAUCACACACAGUUUGAUCAGAAGAAUCCUCAUUAUGAUUCCUCCAGCAGAAAAGAGAACCCCAAAUGGUCCAUGGUGGAUGUGCAGUUUGUGCGGAUGACCAAGCGGUUCAUCCCCCUCUCCGAGAUCAAGGCUCACCACCUGGCACACAAAGCAGAUGGAGGCCCCCUCAAGAACAUGAUGCUCUUCACAAGACAGCGGCUUUCCAUCCAGCCACUGACACAAGAGGAGUUUGAUUUUGUCUUGAGCCUGGAAGAGGAGAAGCCGCAUUAAGAAACUCCCAGCAGCAGAGUUUGUACCUGCCACUGAUGCCUCCUCCUAAACCAGCCUAAUUCCCAAGUUCCCUUGCUCAACCCCAGCAACAAAACGUGCCCGCACACGAUCCGCAGCUCCACAUCCCUUCUCCUGACACACUGUUACUUGCUUCUUUUUAAAUAAAGCUUUUGAGACUCAA
Molecule: messenger RNA, 1260 nt
Organism: Strigops habroptila (Kakapo)
Lineage: Eukaryota; Metazoa; Chordata; Aves; Psittaciformes; Psittacidae
Gene: THYN1
Product: thymocyte nuclear protein 1
Exons: 8
Coding region: 351-1079 (242 amino acids)
Cellular component (GO): nucleus
Source: RefSeq, a predicted model, not a curated record